Amoebophrya sp. A25 is the source of this 1769-nucleotide messenger RNA. The record is from the annotation of a GenBank genome assembly. NCBI's taxonomy places the organism in Eukaryota, Dinophyceae, Syndiniales, Amoebophryaceae.
AGUUCUCUUCAGAAGGUGUCGAAGUGACGACGAAAUGCUGAGGUAUUCUUGGUGCUUUGAGGAGUCCGUGUGGGUCUAUGAACCAUACUAGCUGAAUGUUAAAGCACUCCCAGACGAGGUUCUCAGCUUGUCUAGAAAAAAUAUGGUUCGAGGACGUCACAAGGUCGUCCAGAAAAUGAGGACUCUCCGUUUCGUGCAUCUUGCUAUUGUUGUUGAUCCAACUUGACCAAGCGCCAGUAGACAUCAUGACGUCUGCUGCCGUAGCGAACGCAGACCCGUGGGCGUAUUUGAGUGGUGUCUAUCCUUGGUACGAGCCUGAGUCUCUCCCGCCGCCUUCACGCGGAAGCUAUCACGGCGUCAAUGGGCGGCAACUGAAGGUCAUCUACCCAGGGCACACGGAUCUGGUUUGGAGUACCAAUUUUAACGACGAAUAUGCUCCAUAUCUGGUCUGCGAUCGCAACUCCUACUGGUGGAAGAAGCUACCGAAAGGCAUGAAAGGGACUCUGAACAAGUCGUGGGGCAUCCACCCAGAAUUCAUAUUCUCGAAAAAAAUCAGCAAAGUCACAAUCACGAUUCUGGACGGGACCAAGGUAUCUAUAAUUUGGAUCUACCUUGUUCUCUAGAUUUGGUAUUCAUAUCUCUGAGUUAGUAUAGUAAGUUUUGGCAGAUCAAAAUGCAUGUCUUCUCGUCUUGGCACCAUUUAUCUCACGCUUACUGGCUAUUUUGAUUUGCCAUGGCACGCAAGUAGAUCGACUGUGCUGUGAGCGUAUUAAUUACGUAACGACCCAAAUGCGUUGAAUCUACACUUCAAAUUAGUCAUGCUCGUCAAAAGUUCCCUUGCUUCAGAUGAUCAUCUAUAACAGCACAUGAAGUAUGUUCCACCCCAAAGACCGAUACAUACUUUUGCUUGCUCGCUUCUUGCUGACUGCAUGCAUCGAUUCUCAUCGUCGUGCUCCUUGUUUUAAACUACAGUUUUCGCUCUUUGAGACGAAUCCAAAGGCUAUUGAGCACAUGAAGCGGCGACGGGUAUUGUGGAAUGCGACGUUUUCGUUGGGCGGCGGAAACCACAUACUCCCGACAGCUAGUGCUCCACCGUUUACCAAGUUCUGUGACGCACCGCCGCACCAUGUUUUCAGCGGGAGCAAUGUUGGCCGGUUUAAUCAGACGCACAUGGAGCCGAGUCUGGUGUCCUUUUUCGAUGUGAAGAUCGACGGAUAUACUACUUUAUGGCCCGUGAGGAAGAAAAUGUCUAUCAGGGGUAUAGGAAAUACAUUUUCAAAGGCGUCUUGGUUCCGUUUUUCGAGGGAAAAGGGGACGAAAAAUGCUGUUGAAGAUGGAUUUCUGCAAGGUCUAAGUCUAGUUUGCUAUUAUCAUUAGACAACAUACAAGGUCUACUCUGUCUAGGUAGAGUAGUUCCUCGUCUUCCUUGUUUCUUUGUAGCUUCAAUCGUCUUCAUGUUCUAUUUUAGCAUAGCAGGAGCAGAUGAAAGUGGGGGAUACACUUUUUAUGAUCUCAUGGAUCUUCACCACCCGUUUUUUUUUUCAUUCCACGAUGGCAACGAUUUCCAUGAAGAUAUGCGGUUAAUGCUGGACCGCCGUUAUCCUGGUCAGGAUAUCCUCGAUUUCGCGCCUGCCGCUACCGAAGCCCGAAACCAACAGAGGAUGUACAUGAAGACUGGUCCCGCACUCAUGUUAGCGAAGGCUAAAAACUACAUGGCCAAUCUCGCUGGACAGGCUCAGCAGCUGAAACAGAAUACGUUCGGCGUCUGA